CAAACAGCUUGUAAAGUCAUCUGAACACACAAGAAAACUGGUCUUGAUCCAGGUUUCAAAGGGUUAAAAUGGAGUUAAAGGUUAAUCCAGAUCAUGGUGAACGUGUUCUGUUCAGUCAGUUUCUCUGGAGCUUCAGCCGGGGAAGAUGACGGCGUUGGUGGGUCCCUCCGGCAGCGGGAAGACGUCCUGCGUCAGCCUCCUGAAGAGGCUGUAUGAACCUCAGAGGGGACAGAUCCUGCUGGACGGAGAACCGCUGCACCGUUACAAACACAAAUACCUCCAUCAAAAGAUGGCCCUGGUAUCCCAGAAUCCUGUGCUGUUUUCUGGUUCUCUGCGGUACAACAUUGAGUACGGCCUGAAGGACUGCCCCGCGGAGAAGGUGAAGGAAGCCGCAAAGAAGGCGAAAGCAGACAACUUCAUCUCUGAACUGGAGGAUAAAUAUGACACAGAUGUCGGGGAGAGUGGUGGCAGACUCUCAGAUGGGCAGAAGCAGUGCAUCGCCAUCAUCAGAGCUCUGGUUCGAGAGCCGCAAGUCAUCAUACUGGACGAGGCGACCAGCAAACUGGAUGUUGAAGUGCAGCAUGCUGUGAGUAAAAAACACAGUCAGGACGUGUCUUCGCCACAGGAGCACCCGCUCAGUGAUUAUAUUCCUCCUCUUUAAACGUGAUCCCCGUUAACGAUGGCUGUGUCCCAUUCAGGUGUCUCACU
Plectropomus leopardus (leopard coralgrouper) is the source of this 708-nucleotide messenger RNA. NCBI's taxonomy places the organism in Eukaryota, Metazoa, Chordata, Actinopteri, Perciformes, Serranidae. The record is from RefSeq and is a predicted model, not a curated record.